UGUUUAAGUUAAAAGGCGAAGAACAAUAUUAUAUCUUUUAUUUGUUUCUUGUUUAAGCGAAGUCGUAAUUAAUAAUAAAUGGAUUAUUUUCAACCCAUUAUAAACUGUUUUUCUACGCUUUGUAAUUGUUUACAAUGUUCGGAGGAUUUGAAUAAUCAAGCGUAUGAAACCAACGAGCGUACUCAUCUUUUAGCUGAUCCUGUAAACAGCAGUCCAGCAUUGAGACACACAAGCACUCAUACUGUAAGCAAUGAGUACUCUCAAUCACUUCCAAAAAAAGAUGACCAAAAUGCCCUUUGCCGUAUUUUAGUGCAAAAUACGGCCAUCAAUAUGAUAGAUGUUGGUGCAAUGGAUUCCCAUAAUUUAGAACAUCAAGAAUAUAGCGAUAGGAUAAAAUUAUAUUCGCAACGUCUGCAGCAACAGUGGAGUAAUAUACAACAUCCGGAAAAAGUGCAAACUGGUCUAUUAAAAGAUGUUUCCAAUCCUGAAUACUUUUUAAAGAAAACGGCCAAAAUGGAUGAUUUAUUGCAGAUAAAAUACGCAGUUAAUAAGGCCCAAGCCGCGCUGAUGGAUGUCAAAAUAGAUCACAAAGAAGCUAUUGUUGUGCCUUUCCGUAUACCAUAGUUUUGUGUAAUAAGAAAUUUUCAUAAAAUUAUAAUUUAUAAGUGUAAGAAAUAUGUCAAACAAUAAAAUAUUUUUUGUAAUA
This is a messenger RNA of Teleopsis dalmanni, 706 nucleotides long. RefSeq lists its product as uncharacterized. Gene Ontology annotation, molecular function: guanyl-nucleotide exchange factor activity; molecular adaptor activity. NCBI's taxonomy places the organism in Eukaryota, Metazoa, Arthropoda, Insecta, Diptera, Diopsidae. The record is from RefSeq and is a predicted model, not a curated record. The coding region runs from base 79 to 624 and encodes 181 amino acids. Gene Ontology annotation, biological process: positive regulation of MAPK cascade; endosomal transport; cholesterol homeostasis. The transcript is spliced from 5 exons. Gene Ontology annotation, cellular component: lysosome; Ragulator complex; membrane raft.